GGAACGAACGCUUCUAGAGUUUUCUUAGUCUCACUGAGGUCUACCUGUAGCCAAAAGAUGAAGCCGAAAGCUCGGAAUCAGUUGGAUAUGUUCCCUCGUAAGUCAUAUUAUAAGAGUCUUGAAAGAUCUUACUGCCUUGUAACAUAUGACUGUAAGAUCAUAGGAAAUCUUAUUCGAAAGAAAAAUAUUUCAAAAAUCUUAUGGCACAAAUCAAUGUGAGAUUUCUAAGACCAGAAUCUUUUUUACGAUUUCCUCUGGUGUUACAAGAUCUUAUGUCAGAUUUUUCGACCUGAGUAGUGAUCCAGAGUGAUUUAGUACUUUUUUGUUUGAAAAUAAUUUAUACAAUAUGUAAUAAGAGCUAGACACGAAUCACCUAAACAUAUAUCGUUGUUGAUCUCAGAUGGAAACAUUGCGGUCUUCACAGUGCAAGUGUGCAAACUGGAUGCUUCGAUUUAAAAGAGCAUGACUCAUAAUGAGUUUAGCUACGGGAGUAGUUUAAAGCUCUGGCUAAAUGCUCGAUACGAAAUGUAUACAAUCAAGAGAGUACCAUGGAAGUCAAGUCUCUCAUUUGUCUCGAAGAAGUGACUCUUUUGAACAAUGCCAACACUAAGAUCUUAACUCUUCUAUGCUGAUUUAAGCUGUAAAAAAGUGUGCAACUUUCUCCUGAAGGGUUUUUUAUUCAAACUUAUUUGGUUCUUGAAAAUUCUUUGAGGUCUCUUUGCUUGACAUUAUGAAGAAGCAAUAAUAAAAUUUUAUUAAUCCCAUCAUUUUCUCCUUUUUGUCGUAUGUUUAGACAUCAUCAUAUUUAACACAAAGUCAGGACAAUUCUUUUUCAUCUCUCGAUGAUUCAUUACCUUGUCCUCGUCCUGGUAUUAUUAAUGAACGUAUUUCAUCAUCACCUACUGAUGCCGUAAUGAUGAAAAAGAAACACAUUUUACAAUCAUCUUCAAAUUAUAAUUUUCGUCAAAUUGGUAAGCGUUCUUUCUGGUAA
Rotaria sp. Silwood2 is the source of this 991-nucleotide messenger RNA. The record is from the annotation of a GenBank genome assembly. Lineage: Eukaryota; Metazoa; Rotifera; Eurotatoria; Philodinida; Philodinidae.